UCUAAAACCACCACUGGCGGCAUAGGCGACGACAAUGGCACGCCCACUCAUCGGCUCAGUCCUCGAGCGCAACGCCCAAUCCUCCAAAACACAACCAAAGUCGCCCGCUCCGUCACCCACCCCGAACGGUUUCCCAGCCGCCACACACCGGUCGAAAAGCGCGUUCGCUCGGGCCCGCGAGGCCCGAAACGCCGCUGCCGCUGCUGAUGCCGCUGGUGGCUCGACGAGGCCGCAAGACGUUCCUGCUGUCGUGCCUUCUGCUUCGGUCGCCUCUACCUCGUCUGCACCGUCGUCGUCGACACAGCCAACGCAUAUACUCCAGCCAGGGCCGAGCCGCGUUCGGGAUGAGGCUUCUGGUGAUGCAGAGAUGCUCCGUCGGGUAGAGGAAGAAAAUGCGCAUCGUGUCGCUGCCAUGUCAGACGCGGAGAGGAAACAGGAGAAGGAGGAUGUUGUGGAGAGGUUCGGACCCGGGAUAAGUGACCUGUUGAAGAGGGUACGGGAGGCCAGGGAGAGAAGAGCGAAGGAGGAGGGUUCGGGUGCGACGGGAGGCAGGGCGGAAGCUGCCAGCCCGAUGAAUGUGGAUGCCAUGGGCGAUGAAGACGAUGUACGCUCGGAUACGAGCGACCCGAACGUCGAAGUGCCCUUGGUCAAUACACGACCGCGCUCAAGAAGCGUUGAACUCUCGGAAAAAGUCUCCCCGCCCCCGAUCCUCUCGACGAGCAGCACACGUCCCUCCACCCCAAGCAGACCCAAUCGACGGCUGCGCUUCGCCCAGCUGUCUUCCGACGAUGUGCAUGUGUACGAGUCCGCGCCAGCGUCGCCAAAGGCUCGCACGGCCGCACUUGCGCUCCCGCCGCCGCCAGAUGCUUCAGACAAAAGCAUCGCAUCAUUGGGGACGUUCAAGGGCACUGUGCCCGACCCUCGUUCUGUCGAAGACGCUCUCAAAGCAUCCGCGGCUGGGGAUGAAAACGGCCAAACGUCGCCCAUGAAGGUCGACGCCACCCCCAUAUCCUCUAGCGAGCCCUCGAACCCUUCGCCUUCUGAUCCACCGCCUCCACCACUGGAAGACCCUCCCGACGAAGGCACCCCCGAAGACAUCCGCCGCCGGUUCUUCCCCCAUCUCCCACCGGACGACCCCUCGCUCGCGUGGAUCCAGUCGUCGCUCUCUUCCUCCUCCCCUUCCCCCAUCGGCCUUCCCGCGUCAUCGUCAUCAUCAUCCCCAGCAAAGCCAAACGCAGACGAACCCCGCUUCGACCUAACCGGCGCGAUCAUCCCGCCCUCCGCGGCGUCCACGCUCCCGUCGCAUCUGGGUCUGCACCACCACGCCGACGCGCAAGGACGCGCGGGAUACACGCUCGACGACAUGUUCCUGUUGGCAAGAUCGACGGUGCCGAGCCAGCGCGCGACGAUGCUGACCGUGCUCAGUCGGAUCGCCAGGCGUCUCAGUCGCGCUGGGGACGACGGGGUGCCGGAGCUCGCUGGGAAGGAGAGCGAGCUGCGGAGCCGUGUUUUGGCUGCGGGUCUUGGAGCGCUGGGCGAGCGCGGGGGGGUUGGGAUUGCUGCGAUCGAUGUUGUCUGGGCGUGCUUGCCUGGCUGGAAUCAGCGUUCUGGUGGCACGAAGGCGGAUGCUCGCUGUAUUGGCACCUCAGCCCCCAUCUCUCACGCAUCCUCCACCGCUCUCCUCAAAACCAUCCAGCCCGCCGAGUUCCUCGCCCAGCUCGCGACGCUCCUAUCGCGCCCGCGCGGGAGCAUCCCGCCCGAGUCUGCGUCUCAGCUGCUCGACGUGCUGCUGUUCCUCGCGCGCGAGAGCACACAGCUCGCAGAAGCGAUCGUCAGCACGCCUGGGCUGGUCAACGCCGUCGUCGGGCUGUUCCUCCUCACACCCAUCUCCACCUCUUCCGACAGCGCCACAAGCCCAGGCGCCGAUCCAGCGGCGCUGGCUCUGCUCGAGGCGCUCGUACAGGCGAGUAGGGGCAACGCGAGGGCGAUCGCAGAGGGCGCGGACGGGCUGCUGCGCUUCGUCGUGUCCGCCGUACCGCUCGAACGCUCGGCCGGGGCCGGGGACGGGGGCGGGGACGAUCCGCUGACGGGCGAUCGGGGCCGGGGCACAGAGCUGCUGCUCGUGGGCACGCUGGGGGUGUACACCGCGCUUGCGGCGUACGGGAUGCACGCGAGCGUCGCUACGACCGCGCAGGCGUACUUUUCUGCGCUCGCUGCGCGCGUUCUUGCCUCCCUCGCCUCUCUCGGCUCUCUUGACUCUGUCGCCUCGAUCCCGGCUUCGGGCGCCCCGUCGGCGCGGGAUUCGUAUGGUGUGAUCGCGCUGGCGACGGCGUGGGCGAGGCUCGUCGAGGCGUGGACGGUGGGCGCGAUCGAUCCGCAUAUGACGAGUCCGCCGCAUGAGAUUCUGUGGAGCCAGGUGGCGGGGUGGGGGUGGGGCGGGGAGAUGUGUGCGGUUGCUGCGUCGUUGUGUCGUCUCGCCUCGCCCUCGGAUGUCGUCGCUUCGGAUUCUGGCGCUGAAGGCUCAAGAUUGCGCGAAGAUGUGGAGGUGGCGUGUGCAGCUGCGUGGAACGCGGCGAGCGCGUGGCUCGAGGGGGCGCGCGUCAAUGGGGUCAAGGGCGGCGAGGCGGAGCGAGCGCAGGCGAUUGAGGCGUUGAGGCCGUUGUUCGAUGGGCCCGCGUCGGAUGGUGGAGGUGUGGUUAGAAGGGCGGUGGAGGAUACGAGGGAGAGUCUACAGGCGAUCUCUGAGACGGGGGCAGAUCAAGCGGCCCUCGAGGGUCUGCUCGUCAAGCUGGGUCAAAAAGCGGCGGUUCUAGGCGCAGCCAUCCGACUUUUCCUCGCGUGCACACCGACGGGCGUGCAGCCCGCCACACUCACGCGCCCGCCGUUCGUGCUCCCGUUCGAGGACAUCUCCGCGCUGUGCGGCGCGCUCGUCACGCACCCCCUCUGGGACGCGCUCGCUCCACCUUCGCGACCUUCAACUACCCCAGGCACCAGCGACACCGCCCCGCCCACCCCAAACCCAAACCCAACCCUACGAAAAGGACGCUUAUCACCCGCCCCCCGCGCACACACCCGCGCGCUCCCGACGCUCCUCGCGCACUUUGUGCAGCUCUCGCGCCUCGUCCCGGGCACCCCGCCCGACCUGUGGCUCGCGCAGGCGCUCGCGGUGCUCGGCCGCCUCGCGCCGGGCGACGAGGCGUUUGCGGUGUGGAUCGUGCAGAGGGUGGGCGGGAUGAUGACGGUGCGGGUUUUGGGGGCGCUUGGUGUGCCUGUUCCAGCGGGAACGGAAGCGGGGGCGGGUGCGGGUGCGGAGGAAUCUGGUAAAGCGGCGGGUGCGUCGGAGGUGGAUGUGAUCAUGCCGUUUUUGAUGCACACCGUUCGCCCUGUUGCGUUCGCGAGGCAAGAUGGAGAGGAAGGGGUGGUGGUGGAGGAAGAAGAGAGGGUGUACAUUGCGCCUGCGCAUCCGACUCCCGAGUCGAUCAGGCGGUGCACGACGCUGCGUCUUCCGGCUGCCUACCCCUCGGCGCAGUACCACGGCCAAGGACAAGGACAAGGACAAGGACCGGGCGGGAUCCCUGCUGGCCUCCCCCUCGCGCGCGACUGGGCGCUGUCGCCGAUCGACCAUCUGCUGCGCAGCGGCACGUCGCCGGUGUUUGGCUCGCGGAGCUUCCCAGAGAAUUGGGACGGGAGCGAGACGUCCGUCGUGCGCGCGUCUUUUAUGCUUGUGCUCGCGGCGAGAGAGGCGCUCGUGAGGCACGGCUUGGGCGCGGAGUUUGCGAUGAGCAGGGAGGAGGCGGUGUUUGGGUGUAUGAAGGUGUUCAUGCUCGAGCACGGACAGCCCGGUGAGAUCGGCGGUGGCGAGGGCAGUGCGGGCGGGGGAGACGAGGUGUUCAGGGACAAGACCGUGGACUCGCUCAUGCGCGCGGUAUUAGCGCCAUUCAGAUUCGGCGCCGCGCCGAACGCGCUGUUCCCGCCCUACGACGCGGACGCGCGGCGCGACACGGGGAGCCUCGAGGACGUCUCCCGCCGCUUCCUGGGCGCCGGCACACCCUUCUUCCAGUUCUACACGGACUUUCUCGCGCUGUACGACGCCAUCUCGUUCGCGCACCCCACGUUCUCUGCGCUCCUCCUCCCGCCCACCACCGCAUCGCGCUACGCGCACGACUACCGCAAGCUGCUGUACGCGGACUACGCGCACGUGCUCCGCACGCUGCGCACGCCCGUCGCGGACGUGCUCGGCGAUCCGCGCGAGUGGCUCUGGCCGCUGGAGAGCGAGCAGACGGUCGUGCAUGCGUAUCUGCAGACGCUCGCGGGCGGGAGGCCGCUGCAGGGGUUUGUGAGGCUUGUUGCGGUGCACCAUGUCGCUGGGAACGUUUGGCCGGAUAUGCGUUCUGGCGCGGAGCCUCAGCCGCAGCCGCAGCAGAAGAGCGCGAGUGCGAAGCUGCUCCGUGCGGUUGUCGAGCAGUGCGAUAACGCGACUGUGCGCGAGGUCCUGUGCUAUCGCCAGGUGCGAGAGGGCGGGUUUGUCCCUCCGCCGGCGUGUUUCUCGCUGGACGAGGUGAUAAAGGUGCAGAGGAUUAGGCUCAUCGGGGAGAUGCUCGGAGAUGCAGUGCGAGAGCGGUUGGAGGGUGUGUUCCGCGAGGGUGCUCAGUUUGCAUGAUGGUGUGUCGGUAGAUGGACCGUGCGUUCUGGUCAAUGUGCGUCGGUCAUGUUUACAUGUUAACUUUUACUGUACGUUCUUGCCGCUGUAGAAUAAUCGCGUCC
Coniophora puteana RWD-64-598 SS2 is the source of this 4764-nucleotide messenger RNA. RefSeq lists its product as uncharacterized. Gene Ontology annotation, biological process: transcription by RNA polymerase II. The record is from RefSeq and is a predicted model, not a curated record. The transcript is spliced from 2 exons. The coding region runs from base 35 to 4660 and encodes 1541 amino acids. Lineage: Eukaryota; Fungi; Basidiomycota; Agaricomycetes; Boletales; Coniophoraceae. Gene Ontology annotation, cellular component: nucleus.